AAACGAAACGUCAUCCAUCAUGCCGGGCCCUCAAGGACCCGACACGAUCCGAAUUCUGGUGGCAACAGACAACCAUGUCGGAUAUGCCGAACGAGAUCCAAUCCGUGGAGAUGACAGUUGGAAGUCCUUUGAUGAAGUCAUGAGGGUUGCAAAAGAGCGCGAUGUCGAUAUGGUGCUGCUUGCCGGAGACCUCUUCCACGAGAAUAAGCCAUCUCGCAAGUCGAUGUAUCAAGUCAUGCGUAGUCUGCGCGCCAACUGCUACGGCGACAAGCCAUGCGAACUGCAGAUGCUAAGCGAUGGUAGCGAGCACUUUGCAGGUGCCUUCAACCAUGUCAACUACGACGAUCAAGACAUCAAUGUUGCGAUUCCAGUCUUUUCGAUCCACGGCAACCACGACGAUCCAUCUGGAGAAGGACAUCUGGCUGCCCUGGAUAUUCUCUCCAUGUCAGGCUUACUCAACUACUACGGUCGAACACCUGAGUCAGACAACAUUAACGUCAAGCCAGUACUUCUCCAAAAAGGCAACACCAAGCUUGCACUUUACGGGAUGAGCAAUGUCCGCGACGAGCGACUGUGGCGCACAUUUCGAGAUGGCAAUGUCAAGUUCUUUCGGCCAAGCGCUCAGCAAGAUGAGUGGUUCAACAUCAUGAGUGUCCACCAAAACCACCACGCCUACACCGAGACGAGCUACCUACCCGAGAACUUCCUACCAAACUACAUGGAUCUCGUCAUUUGGGGUCACGAGCACGAAUGCAAGAUCGAACCAGAGACGAAUGUGGAGAUGGGCUUCAAGGUGAUGCAACCAGGAUCUUCCGUGGCUACAUCGCUGGUGAAGGGUGAAGCAGAACCCAAGCACAUUGCAAUUGUGAGCGUCACUGGUGUCGAGCAUCACGUCGAACCGAUUCGACUGAAGACUGUGCGACCCUUUCUCACUCGCGAUAUCGUCAUGAAGGAUUUCAAGCAGCUUCGAGAUCUCGCUCAUGUCAGGGAAAACAAGACAAAGAUCACUUCAUUCUUGAUGACUGUGGUGGAGGAGCUCAUCGCAGAAGCUCAGCAAGAGUGGACUGAGCUUCACCAGCAAUCUGACGAGGACGAAGAUGAAGCGGCACCUUUACCACUCAUCCGCUUGCGUGUGGAGACGACACCGCCGGAUGGUGGGAAGUUCGAAACCGAGAAUCCUCAGCGUUUCUCCAAUCGCUUUCAAGGACGAGUUGCCAACGCAUCAGACAUUGUGCAAUUCCACAAGAAGCGAGCUGUUGUCAGGUCAGGUAAGAUGCAGCCGGAAAUGCCUGAAGACGGCGUCAUGGCGGAACUGCAGGCACUUGAAAGCGUCAAGGUUGAGAAACUCGUCAAGGAGUUCCUUGCAGCCCAAGCCCUCACCAUCCUCCCGCAAAACAGCUUCAGCGACGCGGUCGGUCAGUUCGUCGACAAGGACGACAAACACGCCAUGGAAGAGUUUCUCGGCGACAGCUUGAAAACCCAGCAGGAGAACUUGCUCGCUACCGCCCGCACAGCAGCCGAGGGCGAUGACAACGAUGAUGAGAAGGCAGAUGAACUCAACGACGAAGCAAUGGCCGAGUUGAUCGAGAAGAACCGACUCCUGAUGGAAGAGCAGCACUCUAGAGGUGAGCGGCGAAUCCGUCGGAAGAGGGGCACUCUGAAGCCAAAACCGCCGACUUGGGACAGUGACAUGGAAGGGCCGUGGGAGGAUAGCCUGAUGUCGUAUGCCGUGGAGGACGGUGAAGAGAGCGCGGCAGAAGAGGAGGAUGACGAUACUCCCACACGACCUGCGAAAGGCAGAGGUAGUCGUGGAGGCCGAGGAGGCAAGGCGACGGCUGGCACCACACGCAAGACGGCUGCCACUACGAAGAAAGCGCCGGCGAAGAAGGCACCGGCCAAAGCUCCGGCCCGUGGCAAGAAGAAGCAGACUUACGAAGAAGACGAAGAAGACGAAGACGGCGAUGCGAUCAUGAUCAGCGACGACGAUGACGAUGAGGAAGAGGAGAGCCAGGGCUUGUUCGUCUCCCAAGCAAAGAAGGCGCCAGCCAAGAAACCAGCAGCACCGCGGGCUCCACGUGGACGUGGAGGUGCCACGGCAGCUGGCAGGAGUGGUACACAGGCUACGCUCACGUUUGGCAACAGUCAGGCUCCUUCUACUGCGAGAUCCUCGACAAUGAGGUCCACUGCGAGACCGCAGCCUUCGAGGCGUGUCGAGCCUGAGGACGACGAGAUCAGCGAUGACGACGACGCCUUUGAGCCACCACCAGCUGCUCAGCGGACUGGUCGGCGCUGA
This is a messenger RNA of Zymoseptoria tritici IPO323, 2293 nucleotides long. RefSeq lists its product as uncharacterized. Gene Ontology annotation, molecular function: manganese ion binding; DNA endonuclease activity; 3'-5'-DNA exonuclease activity. Gene Ontology annotation, cellular component: nucleus; Mre11 complex. The transcript is spliced from 3 exons. Gene Ontology annotation, biological process: telomere maintenance; mitochondrial double-strand break repair via homologous recombination; meiotic DNA double-strand break formation. The coding region runs from base 20 to 2293 and encodes 757 amino acids. Lineage: Eukaryota; Fungi; Ascomycota; Dothideomycetes; Mycosphaerellales; Mycosphaerellaceae. The record is from RefSeq and is a predicted model, not a curated record.